Molecule: messenger RNA, 704 nt
Organism: Suillus subaureus
Lineage: Eukaryota; Fungi; Basidiomycota; Agaricomycetes; Boletales; Suillaceae
Exons: 8
Source: RefSeq, a predicted model, not a curated record
AUAUGGUUUUACUGCACACACAGCAGACGAUCAAGCAAAGUUGCACCGCUGCUGUUUGGGCACUCGAUUAUUGUCUGACCCUUGAACAUGAAGUCCGUCUAUUUAGCAAGAUGGGUCGUUGGAACAUUACGACUGUCAUGUUCAUCGUAGCUAGAUAUGUUCCGAUAUGCUUGACUACAUACCGGACUGCUGGAGUGUCCUUGCUUCUCAUCAUGUUAGCUGCUGAAGGCCUGCUUCUCAUGCGUACACUUGCUUUAUGGCACGACAAUAGGAAGAUAAAGCGGUUUUUAUGGGCAAGCUACUUGGUAAUGUUUCGCCAGUUUGUUGUCCUGAUGAGUGAUUCAAUGGAGCUUGAAGGUCUACUGCCAUCUCCACAGUCAUUUGUGGUGCAAUUACGACGCCUCUUCUCGAAAGCGCAUGUGUGCCCACAUCAACUCAGAGCGAUCUAAACGUUGCCACCAAAUUGGAGCGCCUGGUAAUGGGAGGAUUUGUCAGUACAGCGUUGUUUGAGCUCACGGUGGCUGCUAUCACAGUGUAUCAUUCAAUUCAAUUACGCUCUGAUGACAUGUACACCCUCUAUAAACUAGCCCCGACCUUAUCGAAGGGGAGUUUGGUAUAUGCGCUGUCGCUUUUUGCAAUCUCUGUUGCAAACAUUGUUUUUUUUUCCUUGCAGGUACGUAGUUUCUAUACACUCUACCAUGGCU